CUUACUUGCGGUUGUUUUUUUUCAACACUUGGAUCUGGAUGCUGCGACGGUAGGUCGCCACUCUUCGCUGCUUCACUCCAACUCAGAUUCUUCGAGCAAUGCCUGGGUACGGAGAGACGAAGCGGCGACGACCUUCGAAUAGCCGAGGUCGGAGUGCCGGCCGGGAGGAGAAGCGGCACAAAGGCAAGAAGGAGAAGAAGGAGAAAAAGGCUCGUGAUGAUGAGCGGUCCCGAAAGCAGGCGAGGCGGUCUCGCAGCAGGGACGUAGAGGAAGCUCCAGAGCCGACAAAGGCCGAAGCAGGGCCAGAGGCCGUCCUUGGGCGGAAGGACAGCGCCCAUAGUGCCGGGGAGAAGACGAAGGCAGCCUGGCGUGAGGAGAUGGAAAGGGUCCCUGCGGACGCUGAAAGUGAUGGAGAAGUGCCCCACGGGACAGUUGCCGUGGAAGACGAUGAAGAUGCAGACCGGAAGGUCCAAGAAAGCCGUGCACGGCGGGAGGCGCUUAUGGCGAAGUGGGUGAACCGUGGAGAGCGCAAUGGGCUGGAAAACACAGACACCCAAAUGGAACCUGAAGAGGAGCUCCUCACGGAAGAUAAGAGCCCAGAUCAAACUCCACCAGAAGCGCAGCCGCAGGAGGAGAUGGACGAAGAGGAGCUCCAGCUCAAAAAGGAUCUGCAACGCUUCAUUCUUCAACACAAGGCUGAGGCGGACGACAUGUUUGAUGAAACGGCGGAUGAGGAUGCUAUUCGCAAAGCUGCGAGUGGGCAAGCAAACGCCAUUAAGCAGACCGGGGCUUCAGCCGACGACUGGGAUGAUACCGAGGGGUAUUACAAGGCAAAGAUCGGGGAAGUCAUGGGCGACAGGUACGAAGUCACUGAGGACUUCGUUGGGAAAGGCGUCUUCUCCAAUGUGUGCAAGGCCAAGGACAAGGUGGAUGGCUCGAUGGUGGCCAUCAAAGUUAUGCGCGCCAACGAUAUGAUGACAAAGGCGGCGAAAAAGGAGGUGGAGAUCCUCGAACGGCUGAACAAGGCCGACAAGCAGAACAAGAGGCAUGUAAUUCGACUACAUCGGCAUUUUAUGUACCGUGGACAUCUUUGUUUGGUGUUCGAGUGCAUGUGGGACAACCUUAGGGUGGCCCUCAAGAAGUACACCAAGGACAAAGGCAUGUCUUUGCAAGCAGUCCGUGCGUACACGCGGCAGCUGCUGACUGCGCUGCGGCAUUUGCAUAAGUGUGGAAUUAUCCACGCUGACAUCAAGCCGGACAACAUCUUAAUCAGCGCUGGCCACAAUGUCGUGAAGAUCUGCGACCUGGGCAGCGCUAUGGAGCUCACCGAGGUGGAGCCAACGCCCUACCUGGUGUCUCGCUUCUACCGAGCUCCAGAGAUUGUGCUGGGAGCCAAGUACUCCUACCCGCUAGAUGUCUUCGCCAUGGGAUGCACAUUGCACGAGCUCUUCACCGGGAAGAUCCUCUUUCCAGGGAAGACCAACAAUGACAUGUUGAGGCUUUUCAUGGAAGUGAAGGGGAAGCUGCCCAACAAGGUGAUCAAGAGUGGCACAAUGUGGAAGAACCACUUUGAUGAAAACAUAGACUUUAAGUUCUUUGAUGUGAACAAGGCUACGAAAAAGGGGAUCACUCGGACCAUCACUGACUGGUCCAAAACCCGGAGCAUCACAGACAUGGUCCUCAAUCGAGUGGGCCCUGAGAAACAGAAGUCGACCGAGGCGGAGGACCAGAUUUACGUGAAGAAGGCGAAACAGUUCGCUGACAUCGUGGAUAAAAUGACCACCAUGGAUGCUGACAGAAGAACGACAGCCAACGAUGGCUUGUCCCAUGUCUUCUUGGCAGAAGCUGGGCCGGGCUCCAAACCCGCCGCCAAGGCAGAAGCGAAGCCCGCGCCCGAGAAAAAGAAGUGAGGCUCGACGCUGGUCCAGUGGCACAGAACGUCAUGCAUUCAAGACGUUAUGGAUAGAUAUGGG
This is a messenger RNA of Durusdinium trenchii, 1973 nucleotides long. NCBI's taxonomy places the organism in Eukaryota, Dinophyceae, Suessiales, Symbiodiniaceae. The record is from the annotation of a GenBank genome assembly.